AUGUAUGAGCUGUUCCUCACGGCCCUGGUCGAGCAAGCCGACUUUCACGCGGCCUGUGCCGUCUUGAGCGGCUUCUGCGCCAUGCCGCCGUGGGAGACGGUCGGUCGCGUGCUCUACUUCCAGGGCCCCCCCCGGGCGUCUGGCAUCUCCAACCAGACCUCCAUCGACAAGCCCAUGCGCAAAGAUGUAGCCUUUCUGUGGAAGGACCUUCACCAGAGCCUCAGUCGUCAGUCUUUUGUCCUUCAAGCCCGGUAUGAGGUUGCCAAGGAACGAGACAUGGGCCCAUCCGGUGUCGCAGUGGAACUCGACAGCACGCCCGGCAUCUUGCGGUGGACGGACUUUCCCGAUCCUCCGCAUGGACGGCCGCUCCUCACUCAGCGCAAGAUUGUCGAGAUCUGGGAGCAGAAGAAGCUGCCGUCGGUGAUGCGCGACAAUCACUACCAGUUUAAAGCCGAAACCGUCGAGGAAGUGUACCGCUUCUUCCGGGAUGACAUGGAGUUCUCCUUGACCAAGCACUACUUUCUGCAACCCAUUAAUGACUACACGCCGCUCGAGUCGAGAGCGCAGCCGUCUGGGCCGUCGACGACGCUGCCAGCCUGGGACUCGUUGACACCGGUGGACAUGCAGAGUCGAUGGAUCCUCCACGUCAAGUCGCAUGUUCUCCAGGACAACAAACCAGACGAGAUCCGCAAGGCGCAGGACCGGCUCAUGUCCAUCCGCAGCGAGCUCGAGGGCAUCUUUGACUUUAAAGCCAUCGACCGCAAGGUGCACGACACGCGGGUGGCAAUGCAGCAGCAGGGUAUCCAAGCUCUGCCUCAAAAGGUCAUGCUAGGAAAGACUUGA
This is a messenger RNA of Hirsutella rhossiliensis, 843 nucleotides long. RefSeq names its product med18 protein. The transcript is spliced from 2 exons. Gene Ontology annotation, cellular component: core mediator complex; mediator complex. Gene Ontology annotation, biological process: termination of RNA polymerase II transcription; regulation of transcription by RNA polymerase II. The record is from RefSeq and is a predicted model, not a curated record. NCBI's taxonomy places the organism in Eukaryota, Fungi, Ascomycota, Sordariomycetes, Hypocreales, Ophiocordycipitaceae. Bases 1 to 843 code for a protein of 280 amino acids. Gene Ontology annotation, molecular function: transcription coregulator activity.